AUGAGUAAUAAGAAAAAAUUUGAGGAAAAAAAUUGCUCGUUUAACGCUGAUCCGUGGCUGGCCCCUUUGUCUCUCCUCUUGUCUACCCUCUUUUGCGAAAGGGGGGCCCCACGCAGAAACAUAGGUUCGUUCUGGAGCUUCAUCAAAUCGAAGAAAAAUGACGACAACGAGUCCAAGCCCACCGUGGCCCACCUGGGGGAGGAGAACAAAUUUUACUUCAACAAGGAGCUGAAGCGAUGGGUGAUAAGCGGCGAGGAAGACAAAGUGGAGAAUGAGGAGAAGGUGACGGCGCCCCCCAAAAUGAGCACUUUACAAAACGCCAGCCAGGGCUACCGCUCACUGAUGCAGCAGAACAAAACGAGGAGUGCCCGCACCAUCUACGCAGAGAUCCCCGGAUUAAAAACGAUUAAGAAGAAGAGCACGCAGAUGCAAGGGGGAAUUGUGUCCCCUUAUAUGAUGGAUUCAGCCAAGAACGAAUUAAGUAGCAACACGACCGAUGAAAAUCGAUCGGAGCCAUUUGGCUCAAACAUGUUCAUACCUUGUGUGAAAGUUCAAGAGAAAAAGCACGUCGAUGGGAAGUCCCCUCUGGACAAAAAUGAAAGUGACGCUGAAUUGGAAGCUAACCCUAAAUUGGGGGGCAAAGGAGAGGGGGAAAUCAUUAAGGACACUGUCGAUGAUACGGGUCUGGGUAACAGAGCGACAGAAAUCAUUCCCAGUGGGGGCAGCAAAAUGAAAAGGGAUAGUACUGACCAACUGAACCAAAUAAAUGGAAAGGAUUCAAAACAGGACAGUAACAUAAUACCUAGUGGAGAAAAAAGUAUCUUCAUCCCAAAGGUUCAGAUGGAUUGCGAAUCGAAGGGUAACCUUUCUAGGGAGAGCUUUUUUAACUCAAAUAGAAGUAACGACAGGCGAAGAUCCAUACAAGACAGUUACGCGAGAAAUGGAGUAUCCAGUGAAAGCCUCCCCAAAGGGCACGAACUGAAAGGAGGCUUCGACAGUUUUAAUCAUCCAAAUGGGGUUAUUAACAUACCACCCAAGGAAGGGCGAAGUGAUCAUAUGGCUAGCUCGAUUAAGAGGGAGGAUCAAAGCAGCAGUUUCUACGGUAACAUCGGUUUAGGGUCUAAUGAAGGAAAGGGAACACCUCCCCCGUUGAGCAGGGGGCCUCCACCGGUGGUACCCCCUAUGGGAGUUCCCCCUAUGGGAGGUGCUGUGAAACCGGUUUACUUUGAACGGCUAGACCGGGGGGACACAAAAUUCGCAACCAUGCCGAAUGGCACUUACAACGGGCGCGCAAUGGAAGGGGCCCAAACGAGAGCCCCGCAUCUUGGACCCAAUGGGAGGGAUACCUGGUCUAAGAGCAACGAUGAUAUGGUGAGAAGUAUCCCAGUUAUACCUCCCCCUAAUAUGUACCCAAAUAAAGCGGUGGUAGAAGAGGAUGAAAAUGUGAUUGCAAAUCCGGUGUCCGAACAAAAUGAGAAGGCCCCCUCCAUGAGUGACAACUACCCAGGAGGUUUCUUCCCCAAGAAGGAAAAGGAGCUAAUUGAGCAUUUUUUAACUGCACUGAAUGAAAGCUUAACGAAGGAGGACGAAGGUUUUAAGUGUCGCCUACAGGAAGAAGCGGAGAAACUUCACUCAAUUGCAGAAGAAGGAAGUGCGUUGGACACUCUUUAUAGAAAAAUUAGCCGAUUGAGGAGUAUAAAAGAGGAGAGCGAAGAGGAAGAAGCACUAAUCGCGUCGCACUUAGACGAAGGGGGUAAUACCACCCAAUGUAGAGAAGCCGAGGCGGAGGAACAAUCCAAACUGAACAACAUUCUACACCUAAUAGACAGUAAAAAUAAAAAAAUUAAAAAAGAGAUGGAAACAUUUGUGAAUGCUUACAACCAGCUGAGAAAGGUAAAAAUGAAAAAUGAAGAAAUCAUUCGGAUGUACAAAAAAAGGGAAAAAAAAAAUCUGAACAUGCUAAAGGAGAUGGAGGAAAAAGACAGAAGAAGGAGUGCCUCUUUUAAUAAGAAGGAAAAAAAGUACCAAGAGGAAAUCAUGGAGAAACAAAAGAACCUCCAGUUGGAAAUUAUGAAUCGUGAAAAAGAGCUGGAGAAAGUGAUGAGGGAGCACCAGGUAUCUCUCAGGAUGAAGGAGGAAGAAUUGGAAACGCUCAGAGGGAAGGGAGUCGCACUGAAGGAGGAGAUGAAGAAAGUGGAGUCCGAAGCAGAGAGAAAGGUAUCUAUGCUGAAGGACGAAUUCGAAGCGAGGAGGAUCAAAGAGAUGGACGAGCUGGCCAACCAGCAGAGGGAAGUGACGAAGGGGGCAAUGGAGGAGGAGGUGAGGGGCGAGCUGCGAGGUGAGCUGCGAAGCGAACUUAGACAUGAAGUUAUGGCCGAUCUGAGAAGCGAACUUAGACAUGAAGUUAUGGCCGAUCUGAGAAGCGAUCUGAGAGAUGAAGUGAUGACUGACCUGCGAACCGAACUGAAGGACGAAGUUAUGGGCAAGCUGCGAACCGAACUGAUGGACGAAACGGCGGGUGAUCUGGAAAAGGCGAAGAAGAUCGCGGAAGAUAACUUUAACAGCAAGCUAGAAAAGUAUAAAGAAAAAAUGGAGGAAAAUAAAAAUGACUUCAUUAACAAUCUUAUCAUACAGAAAAACGGCGAAGUGGAGGCUCUGAGGUGCCAGAUGGAGAAAAUGAAAAACGAGGAAAUUUGCCAAUUGAAGGAGGAACAGCAGAGGGAGCUUAACGAACACAUGGAGCAGAUGCGGCAGAGCCUCCUGGAGGAGGAGCAGAAGCACCAGCAGCAGAUGGAGGAGCUCAGACGGGAGUGCCACUCGCAGAAGAGUAGAGAAAUCGAGGCGCUGCGCGGUGAAGUGAGCAGGAGGGAGGAGGAACUGGAGAGGCUAGCCCGGCUAGAGAAACAGCUGAGCGAGGAGCACGAGGAGAAGUUGGCUCAGCUGGAAAACUCGCACGAGGAGAGGCUGGCUCAGCUGGAAAACUCGCAUGAGGAGAGGCUGGCUCAGCUGCACAGCGAGAUCGAUCGGCUUCACACCGAGAUGAACCACAUGGCGAAGGAGAAGAGACAUCUCGAAUUGAACGUUGCGCUGCUGAAAGAGGAAAAGGAAAACGCCAUAAACAGAAAUCAAAACCUGGAAGACAACCUAAAGAAUAACGAAGAAAUACACAACAGAAGGGUUAAUCUCCUCCAGGAACAGAAAGACAAACUGGAGAAGGAAAUAAAAGAAAUCGUACAAAAUAAGACAAAAGAAUCCGAACAAAUUAGAGAAAAAUUUGCUGACCUUCUACAAGCAGAGAUUAAUAGAAUUAAAAAAGAAUCCGAACAAAAGGUACACACGUAUGUGAAGCAAUACGAAGAAAUGAGCGAAGAGUAUGAGACGAAAAAAAAAGAAUUCAGUGACUUGCUGGAGAAAGCAAACAAUAAUAAUAAAGAUCUGAAUAAAAAAUAUGAAGAAAAUGUGAUCAAAAUAAAUGAAUACGAAGGAAUGAUUAAGAUGCUGGAGAAUCAGACAGAGCAGAUGGUACGAAACAAAAUCGAAGAACUAAAUGAAGAAUUUGAAAAAAAAAAAGAAAUCUUCGAAAAGGAGAAAAAAGAGCUAUUACAGAAUUGUGUACACCUUGAAGAGAGUCACAAGAAAAUCAAGCAGCAGCUGGAGAAUGAGAUUAAUCUGGCCAUACAAGAGAACGAAGAGAAUAUUGUCCGCAUUACCAAUACGUACGAGUCCAGGGUGCACGAGAUGGAGAAGCGCUGCGAGCUGCUAAUGAGUCAAUGCAGCGAGCUCAAAAUGAAGAACGACGAAAUGAUGGAGAGCUUCUCCAGGGAGAAGGCGCAGAGGCAGCGCAGCAUGGAGCGUCUGAGCAGCGUCAACGAUCAGCUGGCCACCCAGAAUGAUCAGCUGGCUACCCAGAAUGACCAACUGAGCGACAACCUGAACGAAGUCAAAAACGAAUUGUCCACCCUGCAAGGAAAGUACGAACAAGUGGCUAGCCAAAACGCCCACCUGAAGAGCAGCGAAGAAGAGCAAAAGAGACUCAGCCACAGGUUGAGCGAUCUAAAAAAUAUAAAUAGGGAUCUCCUUCGAGUUACAGAAAAGGAAAGAGAAUUAAACGUAAAAAAUGUGAACAUCAUAAAAUCUUUGCAAGAACAAAUAAAGGAACAAACGAAUUUGUACAAAGAGUACACAGAUGAAUUGAAAGAUGAAAUCGACAAACUAAAGCGAGUGACUGAAUCGGAAUCGAAUUCAAGCCUGUCGCAGUUAUUUAACGAAAACAAAAAAUUGAAAUUGCAAAAUGAGGUGAUAACCACCAAGAGCGAGACCAUGUCCGCUGCCCUCGACACCCUGACCAAGAGACUCAGCUUCAUCGAGGCCAGCAUUCGGGACAAGGACUAUGGCCAGGAGGUCAUCCGACGCGCGGAUGAGUUGCAGUGA
Plasmodium inui San Antonio 1 is the source of this 4431-nucleotide messenger RNA. RefSeq lists its product as hypothetical. NCBI's taxonomy places the organism in Eukaryota, Apicomplexa, Aconoidasida, Haemosporida, Plasmodiidae. The coding region runs from base 1 to 4431 and encodes 1476 amino acids. The record is from RefSeq and is a predicted model, not a curated record. The transcript has 3 exons.